CAAGGUCCCUCCUCGGUUCCGCCGGCGUAUCUUCUGCACCUGCGCACUAGGCAGGGCUUGGCGCUGCCCAAGCCGAGAGGCCCCGGAAGUGGUCGGCCGCUUGCGACGCCCCGGAAGUGACGUGCUCUCCCGAGCCGGUGAGUGCGGGAGCGGGGAGCUUGGUCCCCGGGGGUGGUCGCGGCCCGGGUGCGAGGAGGGGCCUCGGCUUUGCCGCGGGGUACGGGGCCGCUGGGAGCGGGAGAGGCCCCGGCCUAGGAGCUGAGAAGCCUGGAGGGCUGCCGGGCUGCGAACCGCGGUGGGGAGCGGCGCCUUGCUCCCCAGUCCUGCCCCACUCUCUCCGCAGAGCCGCGUUUGGGGGUCGGAAGUCCUGUCAGCCACCCGCGUGCUUCUCUGUCACAGGGAUGGGUGCCGCGUGUGAGUUCCGAGUCAAGUUGUUUAGGAAUUUGCCUAAGUAUUUGCCUAAUACUUACGGCUAAAUCCUGCUCCCAAGUCACAGAUAGGCUGACGGGUCAGAGGACAAGACGUGACCCAGGGCCGAGACGGGGCCAUGUCACCUGCAAGGCUUUUCUCAGCAAGAUUGAGGACCGUGUUUGAGGACGUGGGGCAUUGGGCUUUGUCCACACGGGCUGGCCUCAAGCCCAGCCGGCGACUGCCACAGCAGGCUUCUCCCAGGCUGCUCUCGGUCGGCUGUGCGGACCACGCCAAGCGUCAGGAACUCCCGGGGAAGAAGCCGCUCUCUGAGAAAAAGCUGAAAAGGUAUUUUGUGGACUGUCGGAGAGUGCUUGUCUGUGGAGGAAACGGAGGCGCCGGGGCAAGCUGCUUCCACAGUGAGCCCCGCAAGGAGUUUGGAGGCCCCGAUGGAGGGGACGGAGGCAACGGCGGACACGUCAUUCUGAGAGUUGACCAGCAAGUCAAGUCCCUGUCGUCGGUCCUGUCGCAGUACCAGGGUUUCAGUGGAGAAGACGGCGGCAGUAAAAACUGCUUCGGGCGCAGUGGCGCCGUCCUCUACGUCCAGGUCCCCGUGGGCACGCUGGUGAAGGAGGGAGGCAGAGUCGUGGCCGACUUGUCUCGCACGGGAGACGAGUACAUCGCUGCACUGGGCGGGGCAGGAGGGAAAGGCAACCGCUUCUUCCUGGCCAACGACAACCGUGCCCCUGUGACCUGUACCCCUGGACAGCCAGGACAGCAGCGAGUUCUCCACCUAGAGCUCAAGACGGUGGCCCACGCCGGGAUGGUGGGAUUCCCCAAUGCCGGGAAGUCCUCACUGCUCCGGGCCAUUUCAAACGCCAGACCCGCCGUGGCUUCCUACCCGUUCACCACCCUGAAGCCCCACGUCGGGAUCGUCCACUAUGAAGGCCACCAACAAAUAGCAGUGGCCGACAUCCCUGGCAUCAUACGAGGCGCCCACCAGAACAGGGGUCUGGGGUCCGCCUUCCUCAGGCACAUCGAGCGCUGCCGCUUUCUCUUGUUCGUGGUGGAUCUUUCUCAGCCUGAGCCAUGGACUCAAGUUGACGAUUUAAAAUAUGAACUGGAGAUGUAUGAAGAGGGCCUGUCUGAGAGGCCCCACGCAAUCAUCGCAAAUAAGAUUGACCUCCCUGAAGCCCGAGCCAAUCUGUCCCAGCUCCGGGAUCACUUGGGAUGGGAGGUCAUUGCGCUGUCAGCGCUGACUGGUGAAAACCUGGAGCAGCUGCUGCUGCACCUGAAGGUGCUGCAUGACGCCUACGUGGAGGCCGAGCUGGGCAAGGGCCGCCAGCCGCUCAGGUGGUAGCCAUGCCAGAGCGGGGUCGCCUCUGGGCCUCCCUGUCUGAGCAAACCUGGGUGUGAACGAGGUGGCUUUGAAUGCAUAAAGAAAGUGCCUUGUGGACACAUA
Macaca mulatta (Rhesus monkey) is the source of this 1870-nucleotide messenger RNA. RefSeq names its product mitochondrial ribosome associated GTPase 2 (gene MTG2). The record is from RefSeq and is a predicted model, not a curated record. Gene Ontology annotation, molecular function: GTPase activity; magnesium ion binding; GTP binding. NCBI's taxonomy places the organism in Eukaryota, Metazoa, Chordata, Mammalia, Primates, Cercopithecidae. Gene Ontology annotation, cellular component: mitochondrion.